Molecule: messenger RNA, 1995 nt
Organism: Symbiodinium natans
Lineage: Eukaryota; Dinophyceae; Suessiales; Symbiodiniaceae
Source: the annotation of a GenBank genome assembly
AUGGUCAUAGCGCCCACAGGGGGCAACUCCGAGAUUCCCUGUGCCAGCCGAUGUCCUGAUGGUAUGGUUUGCAACCCGAAGACCGCGCAAUGCUACUUCGAUCUCCAUAAGCCAGGAGAAGAUUGGACGAUUGCUCCUGGAGAAGUGCUCGUCAUGCACACCCCGAACAAGGCCGUUCAACAAGGGAACGGAAUCUUUGCCGAGUGGAGCGGGAAGAUCGAGUUCUAUCCCAACCACACUCGCGAUGGAGGGCUGAUCCCAUCUGCCUUCUGCAACAACGAGGCCUUCUGCCCUUCGUAUCAGGGCCUCAACGGCGUAGCCACCGCCAUCGAGUUCACUUUCGUGCCCUUCGGCCCGGACUUCUACGACGUCUCCAUCAUCAACGGCUUCAACAUUGGCAUCGAGAUGAAACCGAACGGCGCCUUUGUGCAGACCACAGAGGAGGCAGCCGGCAGCCACGAGGGCUACAACUGCGGGAGCGCCGGCGCCUUCCAGCAGCCGGACAGCCGCCUUAGCUCGUGCUCCUGGAACUUCGACCCGCAGACGCCUGGACGAGACCUGGGCCCGCUUCUGCGGCAAGUUGAUGGCAGUGGCACCAGCUGUACCUCCGAUGACGACUGCCCCAGCAGUCAGGUCUGCGGGCAGGUCGGUGUUCGCAUAUUCAACCCUCUGACGAAGCAGUCCCAGCCGACUCAAGAGAUCCGCAUGGAAUGCGGCCAUCAGAUUGGCCUGUGGUCCGCGUACCAGCUUUGCGUCUGGAGCGGCAACACCUAUGUCAGCCCAGCGCCAUUUGAGGGUUGGAUUGACUGCCCCUCCCAUCACUUGAUGUUUGCCUGUGCUGGACACGAGCCAUGGCUCACCACCUGCUAUGCUGAGGGUUCUCAUGACAAUGGCUGCUGCGGAUGCGCGGAUUGGGCGGACAUUCUGGACAUGCCAGUCCCAAAGGCGCAUGGCUGCAGGGGUACAAGUGCCACCUGGCAGCAGCACGCCCUGCCGUACUACGAGAUACUCAAGCGGGGCUGUCCCACGGCAUACACGUUCGCUUACGAUGACGAGUCCUCGACUUUUACUUGCCAGAGCGCGGAUAGUCAUCAAGAGGCAUCCCUUGCUGCGUGCACAACGUACGCGGCAGAAGAUGAUUGCCCCACGCCACGCUGCGCGUGGUACGGUGAGGCUGUGGGAUGCCAUGUGAAAGCCAAUGAUGCAGGAUACACCAUCACUUUGUGUCCUGAAGCCCCUGAGUGGACCUGGACUGCUGCGGAGCUGAGCACAGCGACCCAGGAAGCCGAUACGACGGACACCACGGCUGCAACCACAGCCACCACCACGUCUUGGUCCUGUCAAGUUGGCGAUGUCGUCCCAUGCUGUGCGGAUCGACAGUGCGUCGAAACCUGUGCUGGCAACCAGUGCUGUCCAGAUGGGACGGCGUGCCCCUCCGCCAGCGACGAUUUUUCCCUCUGCCCAGCUCCAAGGUUAUACACCUGCCCUCCAGAAACCCCACCGACCACAGCCACACACACCUCGCCGUCUUCCACCGACAGCACUACGAGCGGUGCGACGCACACGUCCCUGCGCUCAAAUGCGAGGAUGGAGGCCCCCAGCGAGGUGGAGUACUCCGGGAAAGUGUUGGCAGGCGAGGUCACUGUGGAGCUCGCGUCCGGCAGUGUGAGCCUCUUCAUCACGAGCCCUGUAGUCCGACAGAUGCUGCAAUCCUCGCUGAAGUCUGCCAUCCAUGGCGCAGGCAUCGAUUCGCAGGACGUCCGCGUCACCGCUGAUGCAAGCAUUUCCGCCUUCCACUACCAGAUACAACUGCAGGCCGACUUUGUGGAGAACAAGACAAGCAUCGAUCAGAUGAUGGCCGGCUUGGUUCAGCAGUGGACGCAGGAGCUCAAUGAGGCCGUACGUGCUGGCAAGACUGGCAGCCUGAUCUUUACGGCAGAAGGAACGACCAUUUCCUGGGAGAUCCAGAAGAAGAUGCGGCAGGCUGAGUGGUGA